AUGCGCUGGCUAUGGCUUGUGUCCGUGAGUGCUCGGCCCAUAGAUGACGUCGGCACCUGGCUGCAGUACGGGGAGGCGAUUUGUUGGAUCGCCUCUGGUUACGAGAGCUGUUGUGCGCCCGAGCUGGGGCCAGAAGGAAACAAGGAUUGUUGGGUGAUGCCGCCACUUUCUUACAGCACCUGCUGCUUAGAGCGCUGGAGAGUAUGUGAUGCGGACAUAACAGAGUCGCAUGUUUCUGAAGAUGUGUCCGUUUUCAGGCACCAGUUUAUCUUUGCCUGCUCUUCUUUGCAGCGACUUCUCAACUCCUUCCAUGCAGUGGUUGUACAAAAUUCCUGGUUACAAGCAUCAGGCUGCCGUGAAGCCCAGCAUCAGGACUGCAACCGGGAGCACGAGCAGUUGGGCGCUGCUUUGCAGACCCUAGACGCGCGAAUCAGGGAAGUGAUGGCCGUGAAACACGGACUGCCUGGCGAGCAAGCUGACGAAGGCUCGCGUGUGUUGGCAUCAUGGCCAGCCAGCUCUUUUGUGCAUCUCCUCAGUGCAAGGACGGGCGGGAAUGAUUUGUUCGGCAUGGAGCAGGUGUCACUCUUGCAUCUUCGUAUUGGACAGUUCCGUGACGAGAUGCUGCGAUUGCUGCAUGCAGAAUCGACCGCUUUGGACGCUUGCGGCGAGAUUUGCGAGACCGGGGCUGAGCUUGCGGGUAAGCCACACCCUCCGCGCAAGCAUUACAGCUGCAACGCGCUGCUGAGUGGCAUGGUCGCAGUUCAGGACAAAGCUCCGCAAGUGCCCCCAUCAAGCAUCCCGCCAAGCAUGCUGGCCGGCUUCACCAUGAAUGGUAGAGUGCCAGUGUUGUCUCAUUCUGCCAUCCGCCAUGCAUUGGGAUUUGGCAGCGGGACGCUUCCAAAACGCGAGCCAGGUGGCUCGGAAUGGCAGUGGUCUGAAGCCGCCAUCAUUGGGUUGAUGGCAAGAGCGCGGAAUUACACACUAGCUCCUGGGCCGAACUCCCUGCAGCGGGUCAGAGCAUUGACCGAGAUCCUGUCAGAUCUACCAAGCUUGGUGCACAUGCAGCGCUGGCUGGUUUGGGGCGACAGCAAGCACUUUGAAUGGUGGAGUCCCUGGCUGGAAUCCUUGUUGCUGUCCUUGGGCGCUUCUUUUGUUUCUUCCCUGGUGCCAGUUCCAGAACGCUACAAGUCCACGCAUCCCCAGCUGCGCGCGGUGACUUUGCAGCAGGCGAUGUCGGACGCUCCGUUCCAUGGAGUUCUUCUGAUGGGGGUCAGCUCCGCGGGCACCGGGCGUCAUGGCGAUGAGCUGAAUCCUUACGCCGACCUCCAGCAGGCGGCGGCGGCCUGGUGCCUUCUGCGCGCAGGGGGCACUUUGAUCGCGCCCCCCAUGGCGGAGGCUGAUCUGCUCAGAUGGAACGUGGGGAGGGUCUACGGUCCACUGCGCUGGCCACACUUGGUGGCCAACUUCCAGCUGCUCUUCGUCCGAACAGGCGUCGCCGCUGUGCUGCAGAAGCCGCCCUGA
Molecule: messenger RNA, 1521 nt
Organism: Effrenium voratum
Lineage: Eukaryota; Dinophyceae; Suessiales; Symbiodiniaceae
Source: the annotation of a GenBank genome assembly